GAUUAGUAACUAUUGUUUAUUGCAGUGCAAUUUGUUAUUCCAACCUAAUGACAUGAUUUUAGCACAAAUUGCACGAGUUGCCAGCACGUUUAAUCAACUCCCCCAAGGAAAGAAUUUUCAUCCCAUUUAGUGGUGUUCUAAAUACUGUAUUCAUUUUAAUAUAUAUGGCUCGAUCUCGAGCUCUCGAGCCAAUAAAAUUUCAGCUCAAAUCUCAAAUUUUUAUUUUUUAAAAAAAUUCUUAUUCUUCUUUUUCAAAUUUCGAUUAGCUUUUCUACUUUAGAUUUUAUACUUUAAAAAACUGAUGCAAGAAUUUAGGAAGGAAAAGUAACAACCGUAUUUGAAGACAAAAACUCCAUUUGAAGGUUCCUUCAGUCUUCAAUCACCGGUCAGCUAUUGAUACUCUCAUUAUUAUUGUAUUUAACACAGACCAACCAAGAAAUCCUCUACCUCAAUUAACAGUUUAACACGAUCUAAUUCAUUUAACCCAAAAAAAAACCAAAACCAAAUCAAGCAAAUCAUAUAUCCAAUCACAGAGGGAAUUUCCUUUGAGUGGUGGCCGGAAGAGAUGAUUGGAUGGAGGAGCAGCAGUUGACAACAGAGAGAAAGGAACGAGAUGGCGAGAGCAGAGUGGGCGAAUUACAGUAGUAAUAAUGGCAGCGGUACUUAUGGGAGAGGCAAAUGGUGUUCUUACAAGCGAACUACGCUUAUCGUUUGUUCAGUCAACAUCGUUGUUGCCCUCUUCGUUCUCCGCUCGCUAUAUAACUCGCUUUAUUUGUACCCUUACUAUGAUUCAACAGCUUUCAGGUAUACACCGGAUCAGAUUAGGAAAAUGGAAGAAUCAAUUAGAAUACGGAGGGAAUCCGAACCCGCAGAGCUUAUCAAAUUGGUGGCUUUUCGGCCUCUUUUUGGUUGGAUUAAGGUAGAAAAAUUGAAGAGGGAGAUUUUGCAAGAGGAAAUGGCGGUGGAGGUGCCAGAGUCCUUAAAACGAAAGAUAACAGAUGAGCUACUUAUAAGAUUAAGUGCCUUAAAUGCUAGUUCAGACUCAACAGCUCGACGAGAGGUAGUUGAAAGCUGGCGCAGUGUUAAAUUAAGUGAGGUGCAAUCAGUACUCCAGAGAAAGGCUACAAAUUCAACUUUUCCACCUGAAGAAGCUGGCCUGCUCGCGAGAGCUCUGGGACCAGGUUGGGCCGAGUUCUCAGAAGGAAUUGGCCUUUGGAUACCACUUCAGGUCACCCAUGAAGAGCAUGAUGACAAACCUGAGGGCGUAGAAGAAUUUGACCGUGAAAUUUUACCUGGAAAGCGGCUUCCACCGGAAUGCCAUGCUGAACUUCAUACGGAUUACGAUGGUGUUGCAGUAAGAUGGGGUCUUACCCAUCACAAAGAAUCUGCGUAUGAAUGUUGCAUGGCUUGUUUAGAUCAAGCAAAAAAUGCUAGGCCGGACGAAAAAAAAUGCAACAUAUGGGUGUAUUGUCCAUCUGAGACUGGUUGCUUCUCGCCAGACAUUUAUGAGCAUAAAAACCAGGAGUGUUGGCUUAAAUAUGAUGAAAAUCCGAAAUUGAACUUCAAGGACACCUACUCUGAUUCGUACCGAAGUGCCCACCCAAAUGCUCCGUUAGUUGUUCCAUGGGUUUCAGGUGUAGUUAGUGCAUAGAUGCCUUUCGCUGGUAAUCUAUUUAGAUAUUUUGAUAAAAAAAGGUCAAAAGAGUCGAAAUGACAAUGAAAAAAAUGAGAUUUGAAACCAAGGUUCGGCAAUGGUUGUAUCUGAUUUGGGCUCAGCUUGGUUUUCAUCUUUCCACUUUGUAAGUUAGAAAGUACAUUUUCUUUGGAAUGGUUUUAUUUCCAGAAUGAAAACAUUUUUUUCUGAUUGUGUGAUGUCACCUUCUUUUCCUGAUG
Oldenlandia corymbosa var. corymbosa is the source of this 1893-nucleotide messenger RNA. NCBI's taxonomy places the organism in Eukaryota, Viridiplantae, Streptophyta, Magnoliopsida, Gentianales, Rubiaceae. The record is from the annotation of a GenBank genome assembly.